Bipolaris zeicola 26-R-13 is the source of this 474-nucleotide messenger RNA. RefSeq lists its product as uncharacterized. The coding region runs from base 1 to 474 and encodes 157 amino acids. The transcript has 2 exons. Lineage: Eukaryota; Fungi; Ascomycota; Dothideomycetes; Pleosporales; Pleosporaceae. The record is from RefSeq and is a predicted model, not a curated record.
AUGCCCUGCUUUUCACCAGCGGCUCUUCGGCUUCAACAUGGUCCGUCGUUUUUCAACAUUCAGCCACCAUGGCAGCUUUUCAAGGCUGAAAGUACACGCGUCUACAGGCUCGUCAUUAUCGGCCCAUCUCGGCGCGCCUCUGGUGGCAAGAUGCUGGGGUGUUCCAUUACACGCACACAGAACUUGAACGUUGUUACUGCCAACUGUAAAGACCCUGGUUCGCACUACAGCCGCACGCAACUACCCAUGCCUCGUAAAGAUCUUCCGGUACCACAAUUUGCCCGACCCGACCAACCUUGCGAAUGUCUUGGCUAUCUUACAGCAGAUCUCAUCCCGCGUCUGUCACGUGAUCGACUAGGUAAUGCAUGCUCAUCUUACAGCAUUACCCAUGCUACCACAGUGCUUCUUCGGAUUCUUCCCGUUUCAAGAUCAGCCAAGGACGUCAUUCGCAUCAUCGGUUUGAACUCGAUAUAG